AUGGAUUACAAAGAAACACAGGCUGAAGAACUUGAGGCACUUGGAGUAAUCUAUCCGAAUGAGUUAGAAGUUCUGUCCAGCGAAUACCCCAAUAUUGUCAUAAGGAUAUCAUUGCAGUCUCAUCAGGGAAAAGAAGUUCCUUCUAUGUUCGAAGUAAUGUUAAACCUCCGGUUAUCAACCGGUUAUCCAGAUGUUGCACCAGAAAUUGAAAUACUUGGACUAGAGAAAACAUUCAGUAGUGAACGCAUUGAAAAAGUGCAAAGGAUAUUGUGUGAUGCAGCGCAGGACAAUCUCGGUAUGCCAAUGGUAUUCACCAUCGUAUCAGCUUUACAGGACGAAAUUGGACAUUUAGUAGAGGAUUUAGAAACUGAAAAAAUGAAAGCAGAGGAAAAAGCAAUAGAAGAAAAAGAAGCGCAAGAAAGAAAGAAAUUUGAAGGCACUCGAGUAACACCGGAAGCGUUUUUAGCAUGGAAGAAAAAAUUCGACGCUGAAAUACGAGCUGUCGAAGAAAAGGAAAAAUGGAUUCGCGAAGUAGAAGGAACUGGAAAAUUGACAGGUCGACAGCUAUUCCUUCGUGAUUCAACGUUAAACUUGUCCGAUGUAGCAUUAAUGCAAGCAGCAGGCAAUGAAAUUGAAUUCGAUGAGUCACUCUUCGACGAGAUUGAUUUAUCAAAUGCUGUCAUAGAACAUUAA
Cercopithifilaria johnstoni is the source of this 693-nucleotide messenger RNA. The record is from the annotation of a GenBank genome assembly. NCBI's taxonomy places the organism in Eukaryota, Metazoa, Nematoda, Chromadorea, Rhabditida, Onchocercidae.